GUUAUAAAUAGAGUCAUUUAUGACUAUAUCAUUCUAGUAGCAGACGAAACGUCAAGUACAGUAAAAUGAUGGGAAUAUUCAAAUGUAUAAUUGCAUUCGUCACACUCUACAUAAUAGGCCUAUCUGAAGUGAAAGGCCUACUUGAAGGCAAUUUCAUCAGAACACCAGUCGGUGUUACCGACAAUCGGAUGACCAAUGAUAAAGGUACAGACGAGACCGUAAACCUAAAAUCAUCAGGUGAGCGACAUUCCAGGGUCAGGCGUUCCACUGGAUUUUCGGCAGCCGAAUCGCAGUCUAUUGUUGCCAAACACAAUGCUCUACGGUCACAGGUUUCUCCAGAAGCUUCGGACAUGCAGUUUAUGACAUGGGAUGACAAUCUUGCAACAAUGGCUCAACAGUGGUCCGACACGUGUAACUUCAACCACGGACAACCAACUAACAUUUCGCCAUACAGUUCUAUUGGACAAAAUCUAUACGAAAUGUCAGGCGGUCCCGACAGUCGCCCUAAUGGAGUAACAGCUACGCAGGCUUGGUACAACGAGUACCGAUUUUAUACAUACGAGAAGAACGAAUGUCAAGAAAAUAAGGUCUGCGGACAUUACACACAGAUUGUAUGGGCCCAUUCACACGCUGUUGGAUGCGGUCUAUCUUACUGUAGCAGCACAGUUGAUGGAGCCUUAAAUGUUUGGAUUGUAACAUGUAACUAUGGACCUGCUGGUAAUAUUGGUCACCAUCCUUAUACUACUGGACGGAGUUGUACUGAAUGUCCUCCAGGCGCCAGGCAAUGCUACAAAAACCAAUGUCGUUCAUGCUCGGUCUACGACGAAACGUGUACUUGUAACCUGCAAUGUAAACAUUGUGGAACAUUGAAUUAUGAAAAGUGUUCGUGUACGUGUCAACAGGGAUAUGUAGGCAACGAUUGCUCAGGAAUUUGUCAAGACAUUUCUGCUUAUUGCAAUGCUGGCUGGUAUUUUCCGCAGUGCUCCACCCAUGGCUUCGUCCUCAAUGGCUGUCCCAAGAUGUGCGGCACUUGCACUGACCCUGACCCAAGUUCCGUUUGUGUCGAAUCAACAACUGUAAAAUCGACGACAGAGCGGCCAACCACAACGGACGGAGACAGACAAACAACUGGAGAUUGUCGAGACAUUUCUGCUUAUUGCAAUGCUGGCUGGUAUUUUCGGCAGUGUUCCACCUAUGACUUCGUCCUCAAAAACUGUCCCAAGAUGUGUGGAACAUGCAGCGAGUAGUAGACAUAAAAUUGUCUCAUUAAUUUUGUGAUGUAUUAUUAUAAUGGUUAUUUAAAAUUUGAAAAUUGGUUCCAAUAGUAUAUGGUAUAUCAUACAUUUCAAUUUAUUUAAACUAAUCUGAUAUAACAAUUAAUGAUGUGUAUUUUAAAAUAUUAUAUGAAUGAAUACCAUUAAACAGAAUACUGUUAAUAUAUACUUUAUUUUGAGUAAUCCAGUUUACUUCAGAGUAAAAAGUAAUCAGGACGACAACAAUAAAUUUGAGGGUAGUAAUAACGGCAAUGCAGGUUUAAAUCAAGAAAGUGUUUGAAUAAAAAGUAACACAUUCACAAUGACUUCAUUAAUCAUGCUUUUGCGAAAUCGUGAGAACUCCUGGUACAGACUUGAAUGAUAACAACAAUAUAUGUUAAUAAUACAAUAAUUAUUGGACUCUAAUCAGUUUGUUCGCUAAACUAAUAUAUUAGAAAUCAAAAUUAAAAUGAAUUUACACGA
Anneissia japonica is the source of this 1736-nucleotide messenger RNA. RefSeq names its product cysteine-rich secretory protein 1-like. The coding region runs from base 66 to 1247 and encodes 393 amino acids. The record is from RefSeq and is a predicted model, not a curated record. NCBI's taxonomy places the organism in Eukaryota, Metazoa, Echinodermata, Crinoidea, Comatulida, Comatulidae. The transcript is spliced from 11 exons. Gene Ontology annotation, cellular component: extracellular region.